Drosophila bipectinata is the source of this 1528-nucleotide messenger RNA. It is a transcript of the gene Rpn8, whose product is annotated as regulatory particle non-ATPase 8. Gene Ontology annotation, biological process: proteasome-mediated ubiquitin-dependent protein catabolic process. The record is from RefSeq and is a predicted model, not a curated record. Gene Ontology annotation, molecular function: metallopeptidase activity; protein binding. Gene Ontology annotation, cellular component: proteasome complex; proteasome regulatory particle. NCBI's taxonomy places the organism in Eukaryota, Metazoa, Arthropoda, Insecta, Diptera, Drosophilidae.
CAAAUUUUUUGGCUAUAUAGUAACAUCUUUGUUUCAGGCUACAUUUGCAUGUUUUACAACACUAUUUAACAAAUUUUCAGCACUGUGGGGUUCUGUGUGACUGUCUAGCAGAAAGAAGAAGAAGUUUCUGCUUGUCAUUUUGGGGAUCUCAUAUUUUGCCGCAAAACGCAACAAAUUUUGCCAAGAGCUGUGCAAAUAGCUAAAUCGCUGAUCAGGAAGCAGAUAUCACCUGGCAACCAGCAAGCGGCGCUUUGACUAAGGAAAUCCCAGCCAGAUUACAGAAAAAAAACACAAAACAAAGAUGCCGUCGUCGGAGGUGAGCGUAAACAAAGUGAUAGUGCAUCCGCUGGUGCUGCUGUCCGUGGUGGAUCACUUCAAUCGCAUGGGCAAGAUCGGCAACCAGAAACGCGUCGUGGGCGUCCUCCUUGGGUGCUGGCGCUCCAAAGGAGUCCUAGAUGUGUCGAACAGUUUUGCAGUGCCCUUUGACGAAGACGACAAGGACAAGUCGGUGUGGUUCCUGGACCACGAUUACCUAGAAAACAUGUACGGCAUGUUUAAGAAGGUCAACGCCAGGGAGCGCGUUGUGGGAUGGUACCACACUGGUCCCAAAUUGCAUCAGAACGACAUUGCUAUCAAUGAGCUCAUCCGCCGCUACUGUCCCAACUCCGUGCUGGUCAUCAUAGAUGCAAAGCCCAAGGACCUGGGUCUGCCCACAGAGGCGUACAUCUCAGUAGAGGAAGUUCAUGACGAUGGCUCGCCCACCAGCAAGACCUUCGAGCAUGUGCCUAGCGAAAUCGGAGCGGAAGAGGCGGAGGAAGUGGGUGUUGAGCAUCUCCUGCGCGAUAUCAAGGACACGACGGUGGGCAGCCUGUCGCAGAAAAUUACCAACCAGCUGAUGGGUCUGAAAGGACUGAAUGCUCAACUGCGCGACAUCAAGCAGUAUCUGCAGCGCGUCGGCGAUGGCAAGAUGCCCAUCAACCACCAGAUUGUGUACCAGCUGCAGGAUAUCUUCAACCUUCUUCCGGACAUCACCAACGACCAGUUCACGGGCACCAUGUACGUGAAGACGAACGAUCAGAUGCUGGUUGUCUACCUGGCCUCCAUGGUGCGGUCGAUCAUCGCUCUCCACAAUCUGAUCAACAACAAGCUGGCGAACCGCGACGCCGAGGAGGGCAAGAGCGACAGCAAGGACUCGAAGGAGAAGAACAAGGAGAGCAAAGACAAGGACAACAAGGAAACCAAGGACAAGGAUGGUAAGAAGUCCGAGGAGAAGACCGACAAGGGCAAGGAAGAGGCCGGUAAGGGGUCGCGUAAAUAGGAGCGAAAGAAGAAGCGCAAGCCCCGUCGCAAGCGAAGGAAGCAGGCGCCGCAGGAUUAAAUUCGUCAUCGAGUUCACCAAUCAUCCCUGCACCUUUAUCGUUUCCACAAAAUCCUUUAAAUGUAUGCUCCCUGUUUAAUAGUUUGCCAGCUACGCGUACUACUAACUACCGGCAAGUUUAUGUAAUUAAAAAUUAAAUAAUUUAAAAUA